AUGCCGCCUAAAAAGAUUGCGCCGAAGACGUCACAGGCGACGCAGAAGCCACAGCCGGCGCCACAACAGACGCAGCCGACGCCACAACAAACACGGCAGAAGCCACAGUCGGCGCCACAGAAGCAUCAGCAGAAGCCUCAGCAAACGCAGAAGCCCGCACCGAUCCAGAAGACACAGCAGCAGAGUGCUCCGAAACAGCAAAGUCAAGCUGCCUCCAAACCCAAACCUAAGAGCAACAAUGCAGCUGAUACCGCUAGCAGCCAGCCAGCAAUUCCAGAGCAUGAAGUUAAGCAAAGCUCGUCGAUGAGUGCCCAGUUGGCGCUCGAAGCAGCAAAGAAAGCUUAUGACCUUCGUCAAGCAGCAUACGGCGCUGGCGAUCCAAAUGCCCGCGAAGAAAUACUGGCCAAAGCUGUCAAUAAAGAGAUCGAAGCCGAAUCCUUUGGCAAGGCCGCCAAGUACACCCGCUCCGGGGCAUUCCAGGGACUAGCGGCCGGUGCCGGUGUGGGGGUUCAACCAGGCGCGACCAUUGGUAAGUUGACUGGGGCCUUAGUUGGUGGGGUUGUGUCUACCUUGGGUGGCGUAUUAGGCGGCGGCAUUGGAUCUGCGUAUGGCGCGAUGAGUGGCCCGUUCUGGGAUCUGGGCCAAAUGGCAAGUCAGGGCGUGAGGAGUAUCACUGGCGAUUGGCCGAAUUGGGAAGCUACGUCAAGUCAGAAAAAGUCGCUAGAAAAGAUGGUCAUCGGGGCCCAACAGACCAAGCCACCCACUGAACAAGAGUUGCAACAGAUGAAGGACGACAACGGAGGUGGCACUUCGCAGGACCAACAGCAGUUCUACCAGGACCUGACGAGCUAUAUCCCGAACAUGCCCUCGAUGCCGUCGAUGCCGAGUAUGCCCAGCAUGCCCAAUAUGUCCAGCAUGCCUUCGAUGCCUUCGAUACCAGGCUUCGGAGGAGGUUCGAAAAGGGCCAAUCAAGCGCCUGGUCCAGCUUCAAAUCAGAGUCAGCAACCACAACCAAAGCCCCAACCGUCUACUCAAGCACCGAACCAAGUCCAGCAACAACAGGCACCACCGAAGCCUCCAGCUACUGCUCCAGCGCCUCCCAAGCCGCAAACUAGAUCUGCUGUGCCUCAAAAGCCCCAGGCUACUCCUCCGGCUUCGUCGAAGCCACAAGCUGCCCAUCCACAGGCUGCUGCCAGUCCUACAAAGCAGCAACCCCCUGAAAAGCCGGCUGAGGGCGCGGCGAAAAGGAAGCCGAAAAAGCUGGAAUCUAGGUCAACCAGCAGUACACCUUCCCAGUCCAAUCCUCCCGCCGCACGAAAGGCACCACCAAAACUGGGCAAACGUGGCCCUCAGACUGCGGCAGCCAGCGCGUAA
Messenger RNA from Cyphellophora europaea CBS 101466, 1374 nucleotides. RefSeq lists its product as uncharacterized. The transcript has a single exon. Lineage: Eukaryota; Fungi; Ascomycota; Eurotiomycetes; Chaetothyriales; Cyphellophoraceae. The coding region runs from base 1 to 1374 and encodes 457 amino acids. The record is from RefSeq and is a predicted model, not a curated record.